AAAGAAAAGGGAGAAAGUGCAAUUUAUUUUAGUUCAAAGUAGUGCCGCCAGUCGCCUAAUUUACCUGAUGGCGGGUGAAGUUGCGGCGGCGGAGGUUACCGGCGUCAAGCACUUGAGUUCGGCUGAAGCUGCGGCGGAGGAGGAGAAGCUACGUCUUCUCCGCGAAGCCGUCCAUGCGCUGCCAGUGAACGCCGUCAAAGAUUUAUGGUCCAUUGGGGCAUGCGUUCGAUGCAUUUUUCGACUAUUUGGACUUCACGAACUCAUGUGUUCACAUCCUUCACUCUCAAUAUCAAAGUGGUGUGAUAUUUUAGAAGAUGUAAUGAGAAAGAAAGAUGGAGAAUUUAAUGAGCAAUCACAUCAAGAACGAUCAAGGGAGACAAACUUUUGCAAAAUUUGCUUAGGCAUUUUGCAAUUUCUCUAUUAUGAUGAUACUGGAACUUUAUUAAAAAAGUAUAGUGCCGAUGACUUUGCUGUAGUAAUUUCUGAACUUGUAAAGCAACAAUAUCAACAAAUUGAUAGUUUUUCUCUUGAAGUCUCAUUACCUUCGUCUGUAACAGAAAAUGAUCAAGCAGUUUGGUUGUAUAUGAAAAAUAAGUUCCGCCAUGAACUUUGGUUCCAAGAGAAGGCUGAAUGUCAAUUCAUUUCUACAAAAGACAUCUUGAAACUAUUAGUGAUAAAUCCAUUACAAAGAUUGUUGGGUGUAAAAUCUUCUCAAAGUUCUUUUCGCGUUCGCUUAACAUACUCACAUUCUGAUGCAUUAACAAGAGAUGACGUUCAGGAUGGGAAUGGAGGAAAUAAGAGGAGGAAAACAGACAAAGCAGGUUUCACUGGUGACCUCAAGACAACUGGGGAAUCUGUUACUCCCCAUGUUGAGUCUUCUGAUAAUCAUAUUGUUGAUGGAGAUGGACUGACUAAAGUUUGUCCCAAGGAGUCCCAAGAUCUCAGUUGUAAUAACUUAAUGGCUCAGUUAGAUAAGGUCGGUAAGCCUUGUUGUCUGACCAUUCAUUGCUGUAGAAGCUCUACAUAUAUUGGAGGGAGAUAUCUUAAGUAUUCAAGAAAUGUGAGCCAGACACGCUGGGUUAUUGAUGAUGAACGAAUGGGAGAAGCAUCCGUUGAGGAAAUAAUAGGUGGGGCCAUCCUUCCUAUCUUCCAGGGUGACAAUUAUAAGUUUCAUGCUGCCGGUAGGGAGGACAUUGAUGUUCGGAUGCUGGGUACAGGCCGUCCAUUUCUGGUAGAGAUACAAAAUGCACGCCAAGUCCCUUCUGAAGCGCUCAUAAAAGAAAUAGAGAGGAAAAUUAAUAGUCUAGAAAGUCAUUACGUCCGGGUUAAAAAUCUCAGAGCUGUAGGCAUUCAAGGGUGGGACCUCAUGCGUGAAGGAGAGGCAGAGAAGCAGAAGCAGUACGCUGCAUUGGUGUGGAUUUCUCGUCCUGUCAGUGAUGAAGAUUUGCAAACUAUAUCAUCACUAAAGGAAUUGAAAGUUGCUCAAAAAACGCCUAUAAGGGUUCUUCAUCGCCGAAGUCCAUUGGAGAGAGAGAAAAUUAUACAUUGGAUGCAAGCGGAGAGGGUAUCUGGAAGCUCACAGUAUUUUCUACUGCAUUUGUGUACCCAGGCUGGGACAUAUAUCAAGGAAUUUGUUCAUGGGGAUUUUGGUCGCACUCAACCCAGUAUCGGUUCAAUUCUUGGUUGCAGAACAGAGAUACUGCAACUCGAUGUUACGGAUGUGAAAAUGGAUUGCUUUCAGGAAGAAUGAAAGAACUAUAAUAUUCUUGGAUCCAGGAAUUUGCAUUUGAACAUUAGUUUUACAUCCCUCUUUUGGUGCAACAUUUGUAUGCAUCAUAAGAUCAGAUUUUCUACUAUUUAAUAUGUAUUAUGAAGCAUCUGCAAAAUCAGUUGAUCAUAAUACGUAAUUUUGAUGCCAUAACAUUUGUAUGGCUCUGCACGCUUCUCGUUAAGGGUAAAACGAAACGUGUAAAGUUAAUUGUUUUAAAUAUAGAAAUUAUGUCAUUCUUUUUGUAA
This is a messenger RNA of Solanum tuberosum (potato), 2016 nucleotides long. RefSeq names its product putative tRNA pseudouridine synthase Pus10. The transcript is spliced from 15 exons. Gene Ontology annotation, biological process: tRNA pseudouridine synthesis. The record is from RefSeq and is a predicted model, not a curated record. Gene Ontology annotation, molecular function: RNA binding; pseudouridine synthase activity. Bases 68 to 1750 code for a protein of 560 amino acids. NCBI's taxonomy places the organism in Eukaryota, Viridiplantae, Streptophyta, Magnoliopsida, Solanales, Solanaceae.